CUCGUCCGCAGGAAAUGGCAAAAAGGGUCAAGGAAAAUAAAGCAGCAAGACGAUUCGGUUAAACCUUUAUUGUUGUGUUUGUUCUCACUUUAGUACAGAUGGUUACAUCUUAUAGAAAAAUAGUGAAAAAGAAUUAUUAUUGGCGUCGGCAUUAACUCGUCCUCGUAUUACUUUUGAAGCUAGCUUAGCAUGCUAGCUGCUAACAAACAGACGCGGAAGUGAUCAACAUCGCUGACCAGAGACCGAGUGUGAGUGUAAAGUGGGAUCGUGUGAAAAUGUGUCAAGUCCAAAUGCUGAGAGCGUUGGUGAAUCAGCGACUAACUGCGGCUGUUGAAGAAAUAUUUGUAGUGUUGGAAAGAACCAUAGCAGAGUACGAGGAGGAACUUUCUCGAACAAAAGAGGAGAACGAGCGACAACGUCAACUACUGGACGCCGUUUUCAGGCCUGGAAUGGCGCCACACAGAACAGACGCCAAUGAAGGACAUCUUCCCCCUGAGCAGCAGGAGUGGAGCUCCAAGGUGCAGCGGGAGGGGCCACUGCCCCCUGGCAAUGAAGAGAAAGCGCCACAGGUCUCCCACAUUAAAGAAGAAGAGGAAGAGCACGGCGUCACUCAUGAGGAGCUGGAGUUCCCAGCGAUCGGUGUCAUUGUGAAGAGUGAAGAUGAUGAAGACGACGGUGAAGGUGAGGAGAAGAGAGAGGCGGAGCCUCCAACAGAAGCUGAUGGAGACCACUGUGGAGGAUCACCAGCAGACAAGCUCUUAGCUCCACUAUCAGAUAGUGAGCACACGACGUCACACUCUCCUGACACUGAUGAUGAUGAUGAUGAAGACUCUACAGCUGAUAUGACAUGUCACCCUGACAACACACGCUUGAAAUGCCACCACUGUGACAAGAGCUUUGUUACCAAGGGAAAUCUGACACGACACAUGAGAAAUCACACAGGAGAGAAACCAUUCACCUGCACACUUUGUGGUAAAAGGUUCCCUCAGAAGGUUCAUUUGACAGCACACACACGAACACACACCGGAGAGAAACACAACUUCUGUUCCAUCUGUAACACACAUUUGUGUGAUAGUUCAGCAUUGGAUCAGCACAUGAGAAAACUCCACGGGGAGAAGCCUUCGAAGCCUUCGACUUCCUCCGUCUGUGGUAUAAGUUUUACACAAAAUUCAGAUUUGAAAAGACACAUGAGGACGCACGCUGGGAAGAAACCUUUUACCUGCUCCGUGUGCGGUAUAGGAUUGGCUCAGAAGUCACAUUUGACAGCACACAUGAGAAGACAUACUGGAGAGAAACCUUUCACAUGCUCAUACUGCGGUGUGGGAUUUGCUCAAAAGUCGUGUUUGACAAAACAUACAAGAAAACACACCGGAGAAAAACCAUAUUCCUGUUCGGUCUGCAACAGAAGCUUUUGUGACCGAACAACACUCGUCACACACAUGAGGAGACACACGGGAGAGAAACUGUUCGGUUGUGCUGUGUGUGCGGAAAGGUUCUCCUAUAAGUACCAGCUGAACAACCACAGGUGUGCUGCUGAGAAGAGCAGCAGUCAGUGAAGCUGAACCACUUGGACGGUCAAAUAAUAAUUCUGUAACAGCGUCGCCAUGUAUGACUUGUUGUUGUGUGUCUAACACAAUUUGUUGGCAUGCUUCUACGUUUAAGUGUAAUAAAAAAACUGCUGUGUCAGGGUG
Doryrhamphus excisus (bluestripe pipefish) is the source of this 1691-nucleotide messenger RNA. RefSeq lists its product as uncharacterized. Gene Ontology annotation, biological process: regulation of transcription by RNA polymerase II. Gene Ontology annotation, cellular component: nucleus. Gene Ontology annotation, molecular function: RNA polymerase II cis-regulatory region sequence-specific DNA binding; DNA-binding transcription activator activity, RNA polymerase II-specific. Lineage: Eukaryota; Metazoa; Chordata; Actinopteri; Syngnathiformes; Syngnathidae. The record is from RefSeq and is a predicted model, not a curated record.